UUCACCGUGUUAGCCAGGAUGGUCUCGAUCUCCUGACCUCGUGAUCCACCCGUGUCGGCCUCCCAAAGUGCCGGGAUUGCAGGCUUGAGCCACCACGCCCGGCCUGAGGUGCUUCUUUCGAAGCCUUUGCAAUGGGGGGUGAACUCUUCCCAGUUCUCCUCCUUCCACAGAUUGUUCUAGAACUGCCAAGACUGUGGGCACCCUGCUCCUUUCUCCUCAUGUUGCCGGCCCUGCAGGGAGGGGCAGGAUGGGCUGCAGUCCGUCCUUCAGCCCCUUGUGGGAUGUCUCUCCUAAAUGUACAACAGGGCUGGGGCGGUCACAGCUCACAUGUGCCACACAGUCGCUCGGUGCGCAGCUCUCUGCUGAAGACAUUCCGUGUUUGUCCUCUGCCUCCUGGUCUCAGGUCCUGGAUGAGGAUGUGACCUCCAAGACAUGGACAUUAGCCCAGAGACAAGAGGAGCAGCAGCGACACCGCCCCUCGCCCUGGAGGGUCCUGUACAAUCUCAUCAUGGGACUCCUGCCCUUACCCAGGGGCCACAGAGCCCCCGAAAUGGAGCCCAAUUAGGUGCCUGCACCCGCCCGGUGGACGUCAGGGACUCGGGGGGCAGGCCCCUCCCACCUCCUGACACCCUGGCCAGCGCGGGGGACUUUCUCUGCACCAUGUAGCAUACUGGACUCCCAGCCCUGCCUAUCCCGGGGGCGGGCCGGGGCAGCCACUCCAGCCCCAGCCCAGCCUGGGGUGCACUGACAGAGAUGCGGACUCCUGGGUCCCUGGCCAAGAAGCCAGGGGAGGGAGGGCUGAUGGACUCAGCAUCGGAAGGCGGCGGUGACCAAGGGGGUGGGGACUGAGCCGCCCGCCUCUGCCGCCCACCACCAUCUCAGGAAAGGCUGUUGUACUGGUGUCCGUUCCAGCUGCAGGGGUGACACUGAGGGGGGGCUCUCCUCUCGGUGCUCCUUCACUCUGGGCCUGGCCUCAGGCCCCUGGUGCUUCCCCCCCUCCUCCUGGGAGGGGGCCCGUGAAGAACAAAUGAGCCAAACGUGACCACUAGCCUCCUGGAGCCAGAGAGUGGGGCGCGUCUGCCGGUUGCUCCAGCCAGGUGCCCAGCCAUCUUCCCUGAGCCAGCCGGCGGGUGGUGGGCGUGCCUGCCUCACCUUCAUGCGGGGGUGGCCAGGAGGGGCCCAGACUGUGAAUCCUGUGCUCUGCCCACGACCGCCCCCCGCCCCAUCAAUCCCAUUGCAUAGGUUUAGAGAGAGCACGUGUGACCACUGGCAUUCAUUUGGGGGGUGGGAGAUUUUGGCUGAAGCCGCCCCAGCCUUAGUCCCCAGGGCCAAGCGCUGGGGGGAAGAUGGGGAGUCAGGGAGGGGGGGAAAUCUCAGAAGAGGGAGGAGUCUGGGAGUGGGGAGGGAUGGCCCAGCCUGUAAGAUACUGUAUAUGCGCUGCUGUAGAUACCGGAAUGAAUUUUCUGUACAUGUUUGGUUAAUUUUUUUUGUACAUGAUUUUUGUAUGUUUCCUUUUCAAUAAAAUCAGAUUGGAACAGUG
Messenger RNA from Piliocolobus tephrosceles (Ugandan red Colobus), 1540 nucleotides. RefSeq names its product BCL2 binding component 3 (gene BBC3). The transcript has 2 exons. Gene Ontology annotation, biological process: positive regulation of apoptotic process; release of cytochrome c from mitochondria; intrinsic apoptotic signaling pathway in response to endoplasmic reticulum stress. Gene Ontology annotation, cellular component: mitochondrion. The record is from RefSeq and is a predicted model, not a curated record. The coding region runs from base 433 to 666 and encodes 77 amino acids. Lineage: Eukaryota; Metazoa; Chordata; Mammalia; Primates; Cercopithecidae.